AUGCCGUUAUUUUUGGUUCUGAAAGCAACAUUAUCAGAAAACGUGACCAAGGUUUCAAUUGAGAAUACAAACGAAUCAAGGGCAGAAUUUGCCUUCGAUCUACAAUGUACCAGUUGUAGAGAAUUACACGAUUCUAAAGUCAUCAUCAAUACAUUUGAAGAAUAUGCUAUGCCGGCAUCAAAAGGUACCGCAUCUUUCUUGAUGAAGUGUAAAUUUUGUUCAAAAGAAUUGUCAGUUAACCUGUGCGCUUUUGAGGAUGAAUAUUUAACUGAUCAGAGUGACGACAAAUGGGCCAAGAUAAAAGAUGUGCGGAAGAAGCAUGGUUUAUCGAAGGUCAAAGAAGAUUCUUUCAUUCCUUUAAGCCUUGAUUGCAGAGGUUGUGAAUUAAUCAAAUUUUAUCCCGACACCAUAACGUUUGAAGUUUCUCUAAGUUCGGGGAAAGUAAUGUCAUGCCAACUAGAGGAUAAUGAAUGGUAUGAUUAUGAUGACAACCUUGGGGAAGAAGUAACAAUGACUGAUUUCUCAUCAAGCAUUAUUAAAGGUAAGUAA
Messenger RNA from Saccharomyces cerevisiae S288C, 549 nucleotides. RefSeq lists its product as uncharacterized. Lineage: Eukaryota; Fungi; Ascomycota; Saccharomycetes; Saccharomycetales; Saccharomycetaceae. Bases 1 to 549 code for a protein of 182 amino acids. The record is from RefSeq and is marked reviewed. The transcript has a single exon.